Molecule: messenger RNA, 1257 nt
Organism: Hemiscyllium ocellatum (epaulette shark)
Lineage: Eukaryota; Metazoa; Chordata; Chondrichthyes; Orectolobiformes; Hemiscylliidae
Gene: hsd17b7
Product: hydroxysteroid (17-beta) dehydrogenase 7
Exons: 9
Coding region: 210-1217 (335 amino acids)
Biological process (GO): cholesterol biosynthetic process
Cellular component (GO): endoplasmic reticulum membrane
Molecular function (GO): 5-alpha-androstane-3-beta,17-beta-diol dehydrogenase (NADP+) activity; 3-beta-hydroxysteroid 3-dehydrogenase (NADP+) activity; estradiol 17-beta-dehydrogenase [NAD(P)+] activity
Source: RefSeq, a predicted model, not a curated record
GGCUCCGACCUCAGGCGGCGGUGACGCGAUGUGGUGCGAGGAGGCGGAGUCACUGACACGCACAAACACUCACACACACUCUCACACACAGGGAGGAGAAAGGAGUUAGAGUCGUGAGCAGACACGGAGCGGCCAAUUUAACCGGCCGCCGACUAACCUUGAGACGGUGAAGGAAGAGCCGAGCCGCGGGCGAGUCUGGUCCCCGAGCAAUGGCCAGGCGCAGGGUUGUCCUGGUAACGGGAGCCAACAGUGGCAUAGGUUUGGCACUUUGUGAACGCAUACUAUCUGAAGAUAACCAGAUACAUCUGUGUAUGGCAUGUCGCAACAUGCAAAAAGCUGAAGCUGCUAAGUCUGAACUUCUUCUGACACAUCCUGGAGCUGAUAUUAGCCUUUUGAAAGUAGAUGUUGGGAAUGUUAAAUCUGUUAUCAAAGCGGCAGAAGAAAUAAAGCAAAGGUAUCAGCAUGUAGAUUAUCUCUACCUGAAUGCUGGAAUUAUGCCAAAUCCUCAUUUCAGUUUGAAAGCCUUUCUAAGUAACCUGUUGUCCAGAAAAGUUUUCGUCAUGUUUCAAACUGGGCAGGGAUUGCUCACUCAAGAAGAUUGGCUUACUGAUGAUGGACUACAGCAAGUCUUUAUGACCAAUGUCUUUGGUCACUUCUUACUGAUUCGCAACCUGGAGCCUGUACUCUGUCAAGCUGAUUGUGUGUCACAUGUAGUUUGGACAUCUUCUAGCAAUGCAGGGAAAUCUGCCUUCAGUCUGACAGACUACCAGCAUAGUCAAGGCCAGGAAUCAUACAGUUCUUCUAAAUAUGCAACUGAUCUACUUAGUGUAGGUUUGAACAAGCACUACAAUAACAAGGGUCUGUUUUCUAGUGUGGUCUGUCCAGGUCUUGUUUUGACUAAUUUGACCUAUGGUAUCUUUCCUUCUUUCUUCUGGACAUUAAUUACACCCAUUAUGUGGCUGAUUCGUGUAUUCAUAAAUUCGUUUACACUGAGCCCUUACAAUGGAACAGAAGCAUUGAUCUGGUUGUUCUCACAGAAGCCGGAAUCGCUGGACCCAAUGAAGAAAUAUCUCAGCUGUACAUCUGGAUUUGGGAACAAUUACGUAACCCUGUGCAAGAUGGACAUCAAUGUUAUAACAGCUGAAAUAUUUUAUCAAGAGUUGUUAAAGCUUCAAGUCCAGAUGGAAGAAAAGAAUAAAGUUGGUGACUAUCGUUAAAUACUGUAAUAUUCUUAACAUUGCACACAACAUUUCCUAA